AUGACCGGGGUGUUUGAGAACUUGAAUACCGAUAUGCAUUCGAACCAGAUUACCUCAGGCAAUUACCACAGCUUGCACAAGUCGCAGGAGUCCCCGACCCUGCCGGUGUCCACGGCGACGGACAGCAGCUACUACAACAGCCAGCAGCCGGGUCACUGCGGCUCUCCCUUCGGCCAGCUCGGCUCCUACCAGUACCACGGCGGCGCCACCAGCACCGUGCCAUACAACGCAAAGGCUUACGACCUCGGUUUCAACGCAACAUACGGUGCCUACAGCGCAUACGGCUCCAACCCCUCUCCUACUCCAGCCGACACAGAGAAAGAAGAGAGCGAGCCAGAAAUCCGGAUGGUUAAUGGAAAACCAAAGAAGGUCAGGAAGCCACGAACCAUUUAUUCCAGCUUCCAACUGGCUGCACUUCAACGGAGGUUUCAAAAGACGCAGUAUUUGGCUCUACCGGAACGGGCCGAGCUGGCAGCCUCGAUGGGCCUAACGCAAACACAGAUCAAAAUCUGGUUCCAAAACCGUCGCUCCAAGUUCAAGAAGUUGUGGAAAAGUGGAGAAAUCCCCCCAGAGCAACACGUUGCCUCCAGCGAGUCCCCCCCGUGCGCGUCUCCGCCAACUUCUGCCUGGGACUUUCCACAGACUCAGAGAAUGAACAUUGUCAACUCCAGUUUACCUCAGAGCUGCAGCCCUCCCAACACGACUGCAACUUCGUCCUUUUUGGCGAACUACUCCUGGUACUCAGGCACGAACUCUACGGUGCAUCUGCAGCCUCCUCUGGUCCAGCACCACCACAACUCCGCCAUAAGCGCUGGGACGAUAUUCUGA
Messenger RNA from Limanda limanda (common dab), 828 nucleotides. RefSeq names its product distal-less homeobox 2a (gene dlx2a). The transcript is spliced from 3 exons. NCBI's taxonomy places the organism in Eukaryota, Metazoa, Chordata, Actinopteri, Pleuronectiformes, Pleuronectidae. The record is from RefSeq and is a predicted model, not a curated record. Gene Ontology annotation, molecular function: RNA polymerase II cis-regulatory region sequence-specific DNA binding; DNA-binding transcription factor activity, RNA polymerase II-specific. Gene Ontology annotation, biological process: embryo development; cell differentiation; negative regulation of transcription by RNA polymerase II. Bases 1 to 828 code for a protein of 275 amino acids.